Molecule: messenger RNA, 1971 nt
Organism: Cucumis sativus (cucumber)
Lineage: Eukaryota; Viridiplantae; Streptophyta; Magnoliopsida; Cucurbitales; Cucurbitaceae
Product: cytochrome P450 90B1
Exons: 8
Coding region: 259-1722 (487 amino acids)
Biological process (GO): sterol metabolic process
Molecular function (GO): monooxygenase activity; oxidoreductase activity, acting on paired donors, with incorporation or reduction of molecular oxygen; heme binding
Source: RefSeq, a predicted model, not a curated record
UAUAAAAGGAAGCUCAUCGUCUUUACAAAAGUUUCUCAAAUUUCCAUUUUCCCCUUUUCGAAAUCUCUCUCUGUUUCUUCUUCCAACUUUCUUCUCCAGCUUCCUUCUUCCUCGAUUCUCUCAACAACCCCUAUGUCUGAUUCCAUUUUUCUGUAGACAGAGAAAAAAAAAAAAAAAAAACCCAAAAGUAACAAACCACCAUUCAUUCAACUUCAUCGAGAAACUCAAUUCAAAGUUCAACUUCUGAUCACAUUCACCAUGUUCCACACAGAGCUUUUACUCUGUUUUCUCCCUUCUAUUUUAGCUCUCUUCCUCUUCCUCAUUCUCCUCAAACGAAAGAGAAAUGCCGUCCAUCUUGAUCUCCCCCCCGGCAGCAUGGGUUGGCCGUUUCUCGGCGAGACCAUCGGUUAUCUCCGGCCCUAUUCCGCUACCACCAUCGGAGCUUUCAUGGAGAAUCACAUCAGGAGAUAUGGUAAAGUGUAUAAGUCGAACUUGUUCGGAGAGCCAACGGUGGUGUCGGCCGAUGCCGGACUGAAUCGAUAUAUUCUGCAAAACGAAGGGCGGUUGUUUGAAUGUAGCUACCCGCGGAGUAUCGGUGGGAUCCUAGGGAAAUGGUCGAUGCUGGUUACCGUCGGCGACAUGCACCGGGACAUGAGAAUGAUAUCCUUGAAUUUUCUCAGUCAGAGUAGGCUUAAGAAUAAUCUGUUGAAGGAAGUUGAGAACCAGACGCUUCUUGUUCUUCGUUCUUGGAAAGAUUCUUCCACGUUUUUGGCGCAGGACGAAGCCAAAAAGUUCACUUUCAAUUUAAUGGCGAAACAUAUCAUGAGUUUGGAUCCAUGGAAGUUGGAGACGGAGAUGUUGAAGAAGGAGUAUGUGACUUUCAUGAAAGGAGUGAUUUCUCCGCCGCUGAAUCUUCCCGGAACGCCGUACAGACGAGCUCUUAAGUCUCGGUCGACGAUCUUGAAGUUCAUCGAACGGAAAAUGGAGGAGCGGAAGUUGAAAAUAGAAGCCGACGGCGGUGAGUUCGAGGAUGAUGAUCUACUCGGUUGGGCAUUGAAGCACUCAAAUCUCUCAACGGAGCAAAUUCUCGACCUAAUUCUUAGUUUGCUGUUCGCCGGCCACGAAACUUCUUCAGUCGCCAUAGCUUUAGCCAUCUUCUUCCUCUCCGGCAGUCCAGCUGCCGUUCAACAGUUGACGGAAGAACACCUGGAAAUCACCAGAGGCAAAAAGCGAUUGGGAAAAACAGAAUUGGAUUGGGAAGAUUACAAGAAAAUGGAAUUCACGCAAAGUGUGAUUAACGAAACGCUUCGUCUUGGAAACGUCGUGAGAUUUCUUCAUAGAAAGGCCCUGAAGGAUGUACGGUACAGAGGUUAUUUCAUUCCACGUGGAUGGAAAGUGCUUCCUGUGAUUUCUUCAGCUCAUUUGGAUCCUCUAGUUUUUGACCAUCCUCAUCACUUCAAUCCAUGGAGAUGGCAGCAAAUGAAUGGUUCAUCAUUGGGUAUCCCGAGCACAACAAUAACCAAUAAUUUCAUGCCAUUUGGCGGAGGACCGCGAUUAUGCACUGGCUCAGAACUAGCAAAGCUUGAAAUGGCCAUUUUUAUCCAUCAUUUGGUUUUGAACUACCAAUGGGAAUUGGUAGGUUCAGAUCAAGCUUUUGCUUAUCCUUUUGUUGAUUUCCCUAAAGGUCUACCAAUCAGAGUCCGCCAUCGCACACUCAUGUAACUCUCUUGACUCCCUCGAUUCUACCCUCCAGAUUUUAGAGGUUGAAAAAAAAAAUCAUUAAAACAUGGUUAGUAAUAUUCUUUAUUUACUAGGAAUCAUUCCAUAAGCUCUACUACAUUGUUAAAUGUAUAUUAAACAAGUCAUUCGGUAAUUAUUGAAAUAUAUAAGAUGGUUUUUGUUCUGUUGUAAAACCUUCGUCGUAUUUCGUUCCAUAUAGCUUCUAUUGAAACGUUGCAUUUAUUGUGAGCC